Molecule: messenger RNA, 1816 nt
Organism: Cuscuta epithymum
Lineage: Eukaryota; Viridiplantae; Streptophyta; Magnoliopsida; Solanales; Convolvulaceae
Source: the annotation of a GenBank genome assembly
CAAAUUUCUUUCAGAAAUGGACCGUGGUGGCAGGAUUACUAGGAGAAACCCGACGGGUCGUGUACCAGUGGAGACUGGACAGGGCAGUCGAAGGACCUCUAGGGCAUCUAGAGGAGCUGGCCGUGGAGGCCAAUCACAGACCGUGAGCGACGGUCAUGUCGACACGGAAAGUGAAACCUACUGGUCCUAUGAGGACUCGACCUAUCGACCGGAAACUGAACCGGUUGAGACCCCUUAUGAAGGGGAUGAUGAUGAUGUAAGUGAUGAGGAGGAAAAUGGCUCCUUAGCACGGAUUGAAGCACUACUUCAACAGUACCACCGUGAGCGUGAGGAGAGGAGGGAACGCCGAAGGCGCCGGGCUGGGCAACCUUCGGGCGGGGCUUCAAGAGGGAGAAGCCAUGGCGACUCUAGGGCCCACAUUGAACCACAUGGGGGUCGGGGUGAUGGAGGUCCAAUCAUAAGGAUCUCCAAAUACAUCAAAGAGGCACGAGACUUGGGGUGCAAACCGUUCGAUGGGACGGGUGACAUCUCCGUUUCGGCACAAUGGGUUAAGCGGCUGAAUGAGGCAGCCCUGGACAUGCAACUCACCCCCGAAUAUAAACUAAGGGUUGCGGUGAGAUUGCUUGAAGGUAUGGCAUCCAAGUGGUGGGAUGGGACCAAAGGCAAAUAUGGCGAGACCGUCACUUGGGAGAAUUUCCGACAGGAAUUCUUUGCCCAAUAUUACUCGGAUUUUGAGGUGAACAAGAAAGUGAGGGAAUACACCCUUCUAACCCAAGGGGGUAACAUGACGGUGAGGGAACUUGAGUACAAGUUCAGGGAUCUUGCCGAUUACAUACCUGAGCAUGCUUGUGACGAGAACCGGAUGGUGAACCACUUCUGGGAUGCUCUAGACUUGGAGAUACGUGACAGGGCAACACAAUUGCCUAACAUGACGUUUGCCCAAGUGGUUGACCAAGGGUUGAAAGGAGAGAAGCAAUGGGAAGAAAGGAAGAAGAGAGACGCCGAGGAGGCGAAAAAGAGAAAGUGGGAGAGUCAUGGCUCCCAAGGUUCCAACAAAAAGGGGAACCACGGAGGAGGAUCUUUCCGGGCACCACCGCCACCAUAUAGGGGGAACCAAGGCCCGAGUGGGCAAGGCGCGAGGUCACAAACCUCAGUGGUAGCUCGUUGCAACAAUUGCAAGAAGAACCACUCCGGUAAAUGUCGCGACCCCCCCUAGAUGUUUUCAAUGCGGGGAUGCCGGGCAUUUGAAGGCACAUUGCCCACAAUUGAGUGGGGCAAGGACAUCGGGGCCGAGUAGCGGUCCGACGGGUACACGGAAUCAAACCGGAGCUUCUCAAGCGAGCCGGGGACAUGGGGGAGCGAGUACGAGCAACGCGCCAUCCGUGAAUCAGGGAAGAACUCAAGCUAGAGUUUAUGCGAUGACGGAGGCGGAUGCUCGAGCUAACCCGGACUCGGUUGCAGGUUGAGGCUAGAGCUUGCUUCCUGUGCUCGUUGAUCGAGUGAUUCCUUGGAGAGAAGACUUGGUUCGUGCUUCCUCCAUUCUGUUUUUAAAUAAUAUUAAACUUGCUCAUGGAUAUUUUACUUUAGAGCCUGCGUGCUCAUGUUUGCCCGGUGUGGCCCUUUUGUUUUAAACAAUGUUUUCCGCUGCGUAUUCAAUUGUUUAUUAUGUAUGUUUAUGGAUGACUUAUGUGUGAAUGAUAUUCAUGACGCCUUGUAUAAUAUGAAUGUGUUGGACUGCGGUUGACUAUUCGUAUCGUACGGCGGGUUGUUGACGUGUCCGGGGGGGUCCGGGGCGUGACAUGAGUCCUGAAAGAGA